AUGGUGUACUUGGGCAACAAGGUCUUUAGAGGCAAGAAGGAACAAGAAGCUUUCGAUAAGAGUUUCGCCGGAAGGUACCAGAAACUUCUUAAGAAGAAUCACUUCCUUUUCUUUGGCCUUCCUUUCAUGUUGAGCAUUUUCGCUGGAUCGUUAUACCUCCAGAAGUUCACUGCCGUCAAGUGGGAGAAGUACGAUGAGAGACACAGACAGUUGAGUGAAGACGAAAUGCUUGGUAUGAUUGACAACAAGCGGUCGUUUGAUAAACGUGACGAUUUCUAUAGGCUCCAGGGUCUUUUGAGGGACCAUACGGAUGAUGUGAAAGAUGACUACGAGAUUGUUCGUGUGCUGAGGAAGAAGGAAGAUGAACCUGUCUGGUGGAAGCCAUAA
Molecule: messenger RNA, 387 nt
Organism: Candidozyma haemuli
Lineage: Eukaryota; Fungi; Ascomycota; Pichiomycetes; Serinales; Metschnikowiaceae
Exons: 1
Coding region: 1-387 (128 amino acids)
Biological process (GO): mitochondrial respiratory chain complex IV assembly
Cellular component (GO): mitochondrial inner membrane
Source: RefSeq, a predicted model, not a curated record